Messenger RNA from Macrosiphum euphorbiae (potato aphid), 483 nucleotides. The record is from the annotation of a GenBank genome assembly. NCBI's taxonomy places the organism in Eukaryota, Metazoa, Arthropoda, Insecta, Hemiptera, Aphididae.
AUGACCGGCGCCCCGGCACGGCGGUAUCACCACCGCUCACCAUUGUUUGUACCACCGCCGCAGCUGGGCGCGAUCAUCUCGUCGUCGCACAGAUCACGGGGAAACGCCGCGACCACGACCGUUGGGCGCGGACGGGCCGGCGUGAGCGCUUCGUCACCGCCGUCGUAUAUUGUCACCGACGCCGCCCGCGCCCGCUCCUCCGCUCCCGUCCCGUUUCCCGGUUCGCCCGCAGACUCUUCCGCUGCACCGGACACUCAACUUCCGGUGGCCGCAGACGCCUUCAGUGAGUGCGAGACUCAGGUGCAGGUGGUAUCGUAUGCUGUGGUCCUGACCUGCAAACCAAUAGAUACAUCGUCAAUAAGCAGCGUAUGUGUAGGUGAACCGAGUGGUAACGUCUUAACCGAGUUUCGUAAUAUUAUUAUGCGUAAGGCCGGUUCACGGCAACCCGAAGUCGUUUGUGGCCAUGUCGUGUGCAAAAGUUGA